CAAACACUAGAUAGCAGAGUCCUAGACAAACAAAUAUCUUCCCGUUACAUGAUAGCUAAAUCCAUUAUGAUAAUUGGCAGCUACUUCUAGAAAAGUCAAAAAGAGAUGAUCACAAGGCUUCAUUGUUUCAAGCUGAUUUCUGCGAAAUAGUUACUCUCCUCGCUCACAUUUGACGAACAAAAUGGAUAUCAAAACGUUGCUACAUGAUCUUCGUGAAGAAGUGUCAUGUCCUGUGUGUACUAACAUAUACACGGAUCCAAAACAGCUCCAAUGUUUGCACAGUUUCUGCCUCCAGUGCUUGCAGCAAUGGUACAGAACAAGUCAUGGCCGAGACACAAUCAGAUGUCCGAAAUGCCAAGCUCUAAACAAAGUGCCGGAAAGUGGCGAUCUGAAAGAUCUACCAACCAGUUUUUACCUGAACGGCCUGAUUAAUGUGUUAGCCAUUAAAGAAUGUAACAACAGUCAAGUACAGUGUGGAAAUUGCGACAAGAAAAGCUCCGAGACAUCUUAUUGUUUCCAGUGUUGCAUAUUUUAUUGCCAACAAUGCGUCAUUGGACACAACAUCAUGCGAAGCAACAAAGAUCACCGUGUUCUGGCGCUCAAGGAUUUUCAAGAAAAGGACUUUGAAGAUGUGAUGAAACGACCCAUGUACUGCUCGAAACAGCGGCACGAGAAGGAAGAACUGAAGUACUUCUGCAAGGAUUGUACUAAGGCAGCUUGCCACAGCUGUGUCGUGUUAUAUCAUGCGGGUCACGCUAUGGUGCACCUAGACGAAGAAGCUGAAAAACAAAAGAUCCAAAUGAACUCAUUGAUAGAAACAAAGAGGAGUGAUUUACAAGCAAAAAGAAACAUUGUACGACAACUUGAUGAGGAUUACGCAAAAAUUAAACAAACAGGAGAAGACUUGGAGCGAGAAGUACAGGAGUUUGUGGACAAUUUGUUUGCAACUGUUGAAGCGAAGAAACAAGCCAUUUGUGAAGCAGUGAAGAGAGAAACGGGGAAAUCGCUCGAAAUUAUUGCAAGGCGGAAAACGGAGAUAGAACGUCAAAUUGACUUAACCGAAUUAUCGUUGGAGAAAGCUGAUAAACUGAUGAUACGAAGUACAAACGCUGAAGUCGUUCUCCUAAUGAAAUCAUUAGAGACAAUGUUUCAGAGAGAUGAUCAAAACCAACCAGUGGACCUCGACUUAAAAAACCCUCCUUUUUUAGCUUUUGUUGAGAAUCGUAAGCUACGGAACACUAUUGAAGGCGACGGAAUUGGAUCUUUGCGAUUAGCACACCAAACAAAAGCAAACCAGUCCGUUGCUGAAGGUAAAGGACUUGAAGAAGGAUUUGUUAACCAUAUAGCGCAGUUUACUUUAACUACAAGAGACGCCGAACGAAGACAGUGUUACAAUGAAGAUGAUCACGCAACGGUGGAGAUCAUGGACGAACAUGGACGAGAAUGCGUAACGGAAGUGCAAAUAAAGGACAACAAAGAUGGACUCUAUCAGAUCAGCUAUUUUCCCAGAGUUUUAGGAAGGUUUAGAGUAACAGUAAAGGUAAACGGAGAACAUGUUCAAAACAGCCCUUUUACUAUAAUAGUAAAACCAUUUCAGUUCAAAGCCGUGUUGUCUUUCGGAAAGAGUCCUUGGGGAGUAGCAGUGAAUGCCAGGGAUGAAAUAGCUGUAACUAAUUCCCUUGACAACAGAGUUGAAAUUUUUAACAAGAAUGGAAAUUACUUGAGAUCAUUCGGUAGGGAAGGUCACAUGGCGGGAGAGUUUAAAUAUCCGAGGGGAAUAGCAUUUCAUAAUAACGGGAAUAUUUACGUGGCCGACCGGAAUAACCACAGAAUCCAGAUUUUUAGUGGGGAGGGUCAGUACGUGAGCAGUUUUGGUGAGAAAGGAAACCUUGAUAGUCAGCUUAAUUCUCCUUUGGGCUUAUCGGUAGACAGUAAUGGAAACAUUAUUGUCGCUGAUACAGGUAACAAAAUGAUUAAGAUCUUUUCUUCUGAUGGCACGUUUCUAAUGCAGAUAGGUGGACAGGGGGCUUUUACUUGUCCCAUCCACUGUGUCCAGUACGAUACAUAUCUCAUAGUGUCGGACAGAAAUGAACAUUGUAUUAAAGUUUAUGACAGGGACGGAAACUUUCAGUACAAGUUUGGAAAGGAAGGCGAACGAGACGGGAAGUUUUAUUAUCCCGAAUGUUUGUCAGUGAACAAGUCAGGACAUCUGAUGGUAUGUGACUCAUAUAAUCAUAGAGUACAAGUAUUUGAACUGAAUGGAAGGUUUCUCAGUAAGUUUGGAACUAAAGGUGGCAAUUUAGGAGAAUUCAAUGGUCCAAGGUCUCUGGCGGAUCUUUCUAAUGGGCAAAUUGUUGUCGCCGAUGAUGGAAACGAUCGUAUUCAGAUAUUUGAGUAAAAUAUAAUCAGUAAAGAAAAUUGAUUUGAUUUCUAUUUCAAAAAUGUAUUCGUGAAAUAGUAGUAAAAAUGACGGACGUGGCUCUAUCAACAAGUGUGUAGAAUGAAGUCUAUCUUUCAGUCAACCCCGUUGGUAAUUUAGUCAGAUAAUUAACAUAUUACUCUUCUGAUGUGAUAACUACAUUUCGACUUGCUUGUUGUUCAGAUCCUGCCGCAUAAUAUUCAAUGUUUUAUUUCUAACUUUAUGAA
Molecule: messenger RNA, 2646 nt
Organism: Pocillopora verrucosa
Lineage: Eukaryota; Metazoa; Cnidaria; Anthozoa; Scleractinia; Pocilloporidae
Product: E3 ubiquitin-protein ligase TRIM71-like
Biological process (GO): negative regulation of translation; protein polyubiquitination; proteasome-mediated ubiquitin-dependent protein catabolic process
Molecular function (GO): ubiquitin protein ligase activity; zinc ion binding; protein binding
Source: RefSeq, a predicted model, not a curated record